CACCCUAAGCUGCUAAUCAUAUCUUGACUCGGCCAAAGAAAAACAAAUUUGCCGUCCUUCCUCUAACCUGAGUGUUUGAUGUUGCCUUGGAAUGCAUCGCCAUUCCCAUGUAUAUGCCCCCUUUUGGCUUUUGCAGGCUUCUCCCUUAUUCUCCCACUAUUUGUACCUCAGUAGACAACCCAUUCUUCUUCCUCCUCCUCUGUCUCUCGCUCUCUGUCAAUCCGACAGUACUACAUUUCAUUUUUACAGGUGGGGUUUUUUGAUCAUUUGAGUCGGUCGAGGAAGAAAGAGAUGGCGGAUUGGGGGCCGGUGCUAAUCGCGACGAUCCUGUUCGUCAUACUGACGCCAGGGCUGCUCUGCCAGAUCCCAGGGAAUGGCAAGGUGAUCGGCCUCUGCAACUUUCAGACCAGCCCAAUAUCCAUUUUGGUCCACACCAUCAUCUACUUUGGUCUCAUCACCAUCUUCCUCAUCGCGGUGGGAGUCCACAUCUACACUGGUUGAUCGAAGCUGGUCUCCAAAAGGUAGAACUCAGGAUGGAUUGCAGUCCAUUAUUAUUGAGACCAAUCACUUGAGAUCCUGCUGCACUUACAUUUUGGGGGGAAGAGAUACUGAUGUUAUUGUUAUGCUUCCUUGAAUUUCCUGCUUGCAUUUCUAGUAGUUGGGUUUGGCCUUUUUUCCCCUUGUUGUCUCUCCCAUCCCUCCCUAGUCCCUUCCAUGGCUUGUAUCCUUAUUUGUAUAAGUAUGUUGUGGUGUCAUUCAUGUGAUUUUAGUGGAGGUUAUUAGUAUUGUUAUGAGUAAUUAUUUGCACAAGCAACUAUGGCAGGACGUUAAAAUGAGCAAAAUUUAGAUGGAUGAAAUUAUUAAUAUUGUUGCUGCAUUGAGGAAAUUUAGACAACUAUUUUGUGUUCGUUUUGUCCAGUCCAUCCAACGAUAGAUUGACAAAUCCACCACAUUAAAAGAGGAUUGAAAUG
This is a messenger RNA of Linum trigynum, 971 nucleotides long. The record is from the annotation of a GenBank genome assembly. Lineage: Eukaryota; Viridiplantae; Streptophyta; Magnoliopsida; Malpighiales; Linaceae.